AUGACGCCUUCAGACGACGUUCUGAUUGGGUUUCUUGUCUGGGAUUUUGCGGCGCCCCGGCUUCAGGCCAUUCCCAAAGCGUGCACCCAGAAUCACGACAUCGACACCAAGGCUCACCCUGUUGAUCCACUCUCCUAUGGAAAUGGCGAAGAUGGCCCUCGAGGUGACUUCUGUCUCCCCCAGAGACACUUCUUGUCCUCCAACCCGCUGUCCUCAUUUGACAACAAUACACUUUUGUCCCUACCGCUCCAACGGUACUCGAGACGUGCCCGUCUGGGGAUCAACAACCACGUGUCGGUCAGCUUGACAGCACUCUACAACACCUUUUCAAGUGCUAUUGCGCGAGUGCAAGCCUUCUUGCGUGCUCACGCGUGUCUCCCACGCCUUGAUACUCAGUUUCGAGCAUUUCCGGUGGUUGGCGCGCCUUCAGGGUUCCUUACCGACGACCUGGACCAGUCGACGUCUUUGCACGUUUCUUUUGCCACCCUCCUUGGCGCAUCUUACAUAGAUAUCCCACCAUUACGGUUUGCCGAUAAAGACAAGCACGCCGCACGUCUCGUGUCUCCGGCAGCCACUCCUGGACCUCUCGCCUCGACGAUUCAUUCGAAGAUGUCCACCUCCAAGGUCGGCCACACUCUGGCCAAGGGCCUAGGCAUCAAGCUCGACUAUCGCAACCCUACCAACGACAAGCUUACUCGAGGCGAGUCGACCUUCUCGGUGGGCAGCGCGGACAGCUAUCUCGAAGACGAACCUCAUGUCGCCGACUGGUUUCGGAGCAUCACGCCCACUGGUCGCCAGGUUGGUCGGUACUUCUACGACUUGUUCCCCUUCCUGCACUGGAUAGGAAGAUACAACUUGCAAUGGUUCGCAGGAGAUCUGGUGGCUGGUAUCACCAUCGGAGCUGUGGUCGUGCCGCAGGGUAUGGCCUACGCAUCGCUGGCUGAGCUACCACCGCAGUUCGGGCUGUAUUCGUCCUUCAUGGGCGUGCUGCUCUACUGGUUCUUUGCUACAUCCAAGGAUAUCACCAUUGGCCCCGUCGCUGUCAUGUCUACGGUCACUGGCGAAGUCAUCCUUCAUGCGCAGACUAUCGAGCCCAAUGUCCCUCCCCAUAUUAUUGCUACAGCACUGUCAGUCAUCUGCGGAGGAGUCAUCUGCUUCAUCGGGCUCGCCAGACUGGGAUGGCUCGUCGAGCUUAUCCCCCUCGUCGCCAUCGCCGCUUACAUGACUGGAUCAGCCUUGUUCAUCGCCAUUGGGCAGGUGCCGACGCUGCUGGGUAUCUCCGAUUACUUUGACACACGACAACACUCAUACUGGGUCGUCAUCAAGACGCUACGCAACCUGCCGAAUUGCAACUUGGACGCAGCCAUGGGUCUAACCGCACUCUUCAUGCUGUACCUCAUCCGAUGGUCCUUGAACACCUUGGCUAGAAAGCAGCCAGCCAAGAGGAAGCUAUGGUUCUUCUUGAACACCAUGCGCUCUGUCUUCGUCAUCCUGCUAUACACCUUCAUCAGCGCGAUGGUGAACCUGAACCUUCCCGAUCGCAGCGCGGAUUCGGCCGACGCGGCGCCAUUCUCACUCGUCGGACCAGUGCCGCGAGGUUUCCAGAAUGCUGCCGUGCCAAAGAUGAACUCGAACAUCGUCAGCAUGUUCGUUAGCUACAUCCCGGUCUCGGUGAUUGUAAUCCUGAUCGAGCACAUUUCCAUCGCAAAGUCCUUCGGACGUGUCAACAACUACACCAUUAACCCUUCGCAAGAAAUGGUAGCCAUCGGCAUCACGAACCUCCUCGGUCCAUUCCUUGGAGCAUACCCUGCCACUGGAUCUUUCUCACGUACUGCCAUUAAGUCCAAGGCUGGUGUGCGAACGCCGUUCGCUGGUUUCAUCACUGCCAUGGUCGUGCUCCUGGCCAUCUAUGCCUUGCCAGUGGUGUUCUUCUACAUCCCGAAAGCAUCGCUCGCUGCCAUCAUUAUCCACGCCGUGGGCGACCUGAUCACCCCACCAAACACAGUCUACCAGUUCUGGAGAACAUCGCCAAUGGAAGUGCCAAUCUUCUUCGCUGGCGUUUUCGUCACCAUCUUCAGCUCCAUCGAGAACGGCAUUUACGUCACCAUUACCUGCUCGAUGGCUCUAUACCUCUUCCGUGCUUUCAAGGCUCAAGGACGCUUCCUUGGCAAGGUGAAGGUCCACUCGGUCAUCGGCGAUCACCUGAUUGAGACCAAUGAUGGGCGUAUUAUGAAUGCCAGGAACCCUGACAACGACCCGGAUGCUGGCGUGAGGAACAUUUUCUUGCCGAUUACGAAUGAAGACGGCUCCAACCCAUUGAUCAAGCCGGAGCACCCGUACCCUGGCAUAUUCAUUUACCGGUUCUCGGAAGGCUUCAACUACCCCAACGCCAACCACUACACUGACUACCUGCUCGACACCAUCUUCAAGGAGACUCAGAGGACAAACCCGAACUCAUACGGACGCCAAGGCGACCGACCUUGGAACGACCCAGGCCCACGCCGUGGCCAGGAGCAUGUCGACCAUGGCCGUCCUCACCUCAAAGCGAUCAUCCUUGACUUUGCCUCCGUCAACAACGUCGACCUCACAUCCGUCCAGAACCUGAUCGAUGUGCGCAACCAGCUCGAUCGCUACGCCGCACCUGACAAGGUACAAUGGCACUUUGCCCAUAUUAACAAUCGCUGGACCAAACGUGCCUUGGCCUCUGCCGGCUUCGGCUUCGCAACACCCGAGGACGACGAAAACUUCUCGCGAUGGAAACCUCUCUUCUCCGUGGCCGAGCUAGGUGGUAGCGACAGCGCCGCGGCUGAAGCCGAGCGGAGAGUCAACCGCGUCCUGUCGCAUGAGCCGAAGGCCGAAGAGGACGUCGAGCAAGGCCACAUGCGCCAAGUCACUUCACGGGAGAUCGACAGCAUCAACGAGGAUAGCGAAAGGAAUAGCCAGUACGAUGAGAAGUUCCGGAUGGGCAAGGCGGCGGUCGUGCAAGGGCUGAAUCGGCCAUUCUUCCACAUGGAUCUGACGAGCGCAUUGCAGAGUGCGAUUCAGAAUAUCGAGACAUUGAAGGUUAAGCCCGAGCAAUCUGAGCCGGUGGGGGAUAAGGGCGAGUAG
Saxophila tyrrhenica is the source of this 3108-nucleotide messenger RNA. RefSeq lists its product as uncharacterized. Gene Ontology annotation, biological process: transmembrane transport. NCBI's taxonomy places the organism in Eukaryota, Fungi, Ascomycota, Dothideomycetes, Mycosphaerellales, Extremaceae. The record is from RefSeq and is a predicted model, not a curated record. The coding region runs from base 1 to 3108 and encodes 1035 amino acids. Gene Ontology annotation, molecular function: secondary active sulfate transmembrane transporter activity. Gene Ontology annotation, cellular component: plasma membrane. The transcript has 3 exons.